This is a messenger RNA of Cariama cristata (Red-legged seriema), 1212 nucleotides long. It is a transcript of the gene DMP1, whose product is annotated as dentin matrix acidic phosphoprotein 1. The transcript is spliced from 7 exons. The coding region runs from base 1 to 1212 and encodes 403 amino acids. NCBI's taxonomy places the organism in Eukaryota, Metazoa, Chordata, Aves, Cariamiformes, Cariamidae. The record is from RefSeq and is a predicted model, not a curated record.
AUGAGGGCUGCGUUCCUGGUGCUGCUCCUCUGGGCCGUGGCCUGCGCUCACCCCGUGCCCGACCAUGAGCCCGCCCGCCGCGGCACCCAGCAGGAGGACGCAGCAAGCGAAGAUUACAUCAACGAGCUGGGCAACCUCCUGGGUGGUGGAGAUGGCAGAAGUCCUCCUGCCAGUGCCGAGAGGGGGGACAAUGCCCUUGCCGGGGACUCGGCGGGUGGGAACGCCGUGGGUGAGGAGCUGGGCGAGCACGGUGGCCCAGACAAGGAAGACGGAGUUGGGGAGGCUCAGCACCUGAACCGGGUGGACCACGAGGCCACAAGUGCCCGGGAUGGGAACAGCCUUGGUUUCCUGGAGGAGGAUGCACGCGAUGCUGAUGAUGGUGACAACGGAGAGCACCGCGGCACUGGAGUCAACGGGCUUCCCUCUCACGCUGGCGGGCUCCUGGAUGAGGAGGACGAAAGUGGAGAUGACACCUUCGAUGAGAACGGGGAAGAGGAGGGGGGCGAAGGCCCUACUUAUGUGGCUGGUGCUGACAGGGCAGGUGAACGCGGCCACGACGCUGGCCGUGGGGACGUCGGGGCUGGCGGAAGGCACGGUGACAGCAGCAGCAGUAGCAGCAGCGAGAGCAUCGGGGCAGACCACCGGUGCCAGGAGGAGGAGGAGGAGAGCUACGACUUUGAGGACGAAGCCAUGCAAGGCGAUGACCCCUCCGUCUUCGACAGCCCAGGCAGCAGCUACAAGGGACGCCGUGCUGGCCCCCGUGCCCUGGGGAGCAGCCGAGAGAGUGGCCGGGGGGUUGGCUCCCAUCGCUGGGAGGAGGACGACAGCAGGUCCCCAGAGGAGGAGGAUGCUGACUCGGGAGAAGAUAGCCCGUCCACGGAGGACAACAGUCAGUCAGAAGAGCCCACCACCAGCCAGUCAGAGGAAGACAGUGCCAGCCGCUCCGAGGAGGAUGAGGAUGAGGAGGACAGCCCUUCCAGGGAGGACACCGCCGACCAGUCGGACGAAGAGCCUGGGGAGUCCCCAGAGGACAUCUCCCGCCAGUCUGGGGAAGAUGAGGGUGACCAGAGCAAGUCCGAGGAAGAUGAUGGUGACCAGAGCCAGUCCACAGAGGACACUCUGGAAGAGUCAAAGGAGGACGAGAAUGACUCCAACCCCGAUGGGGACCCUGCCGCCGACUACGAUGACAACGACUGCCAGGAUGGGUACUGA